AAUGCAGGGGCUCUUCUGCAAAUUUCGAGCCAACCCCUCUCGCUCCGCUAUAAGUUGCUCCCUAGGGUUUCCACCGCGCCGCCACUUCGUCCCGAGUCUCAGCUCCGCAGCCCCCAAGCGCCGCCGCCGCUUCGCCGCUAGACGCCCACCGCGCAGCCAUGGCGGAACAGACUGAGAAGGCUUUCCUCAAGCAGCCUAAGGUUUUCCUCAGCUCAAAGAAAUCUGGUAAGGGUAAGAAGCCUGGCAAGGGAGGCAACCGGUUCUGGAAGAGCAUUGGCCUUGGCUUCAAGACUCCCAGGGAAGCAAUUGAAGGGACCUACAUUGACAAGAAAUGCCCAUUCACUGGAACCGUUUCUAUCAGAGGCAGAAUUAUUGCUGGAACGUGCCACAGUGCUAAGAUGAACAGAACCAUCAUUGUUCGCAGGAACUACCUCCACUUUGUUAAGAAAUACCAGAGGUAUGAGAAGAGGCACUCCAACAUUCCAGCUCACAUCUCCCCAUGCUUCCGUGUGAAGGAAGGUGACCAUGUCAUCAUUGGCCAGUGCAGGCCGCUGUCAAAAACUGUGAGGUUCAAUGUCGUUAAAGUCAUUCCAGCUGGAUCUGCUGCCGCGGGCAAGAAGGCUUUCACCGCAGCCUGAGUUUAGACUAUGUUCCAUGAGUAGUCUAUAGAAUGAUGUCUUUUUUGUUAAAAAAAAUCCCUGCUAGGCUGGUGCCUUCCGACUGUGGUUUGGAGAUUCCUAUCUCAAUGAAGUCCCAUCAUCUGAACAUGUUACUAUUUAUUGUACCUUGUCGUGCAAAGUUUUGCUAAGAUCUAUAUUGUUUCGUGUCUGUUGAUGUU
This is a messenger RNA of Sorghum bicolor (sorghum), 838 nucleotides long. RefSeq names its product 40S ribosomal protein S11. Gene Ontology annotation, cellular component: cytosolic small ribosomal subunit; ribosome. NCBI's taxonomy places the organism in Eukaryota, Viridiplantae, Streptophyta, Magnoliopsida, Poales, Poaceae. Bases 159 to 638 code for a protein of 159 amino acids. The transcript has 6 exons. Gene Ontology annotation, molecular function: structural constituent of ribosome. The record is from RefSeq and is a predicted model, not a curated record. Gene Ontology annotation, biological process: translation.